Molecule: messenger RNA, 868 nt
Organism: Lacerta agilis (Sand lizard)
Lineage: Eukaryota; Metazoa; Chordata; Lepidosauria; Squamata; Lacertidae
Product: keratin-associated protein 9-2-like
Exons: 3
Coding region: 62-868 (268 amino acids)
Source: RefSeq, a predicted model, not a curated record
CCUCUCUGUCCAUUUGGUCCUUUGAGAUUUGGGGGCAAAGCCAAUUUCCUUUUCGGACAAGAUGUCUUAUCAGUGCAAGCAGCCUUGCGUGGCGCCCCCAAUUUGCGUGAAAGGGACCGCCACCAAGUGCGGAGCCACAUCAUGUGGCGCAACCAAGUGCGGGAACCCCUGCGCCACUGACGUGUGCGCGGCGCCUUGCCAAACUGCCUGCGGCGACGGCGUCAAGGCGCCUGCCACGAAGUGUGCGGACCCAUGCACGAAGUGUGCGGACCCAUGCACGAAGUGCGCGGACCCAUGCACCAAGUGCGCCUCGCCCUGCCAAAGCGUCUGCGGUGGCGUCAAAGCCGCGGCACCCUGCCAGGGCACCGUCUGUGCCACCCCUUGCCAAGGUCAGACCGGCGUCUCUGUCUGUGCCGCCCCUUGCCAGGCUCAGAGCUGUGUGCCUGUCUGCGCAUCACCGUGCCAGGCUCAGACCUGCAUCCCUGUCUGUAUUCAGCGCUGUGGCUGUGGAUGUGGCAGGCUCGUUUUGGUGCCCCAGACCUGUUGCGCGAGUCCCUGCAGCACCGUCUGUGCGGUGCCGGUCCACGUCCAACCCACAGCGACAUGCUGCUGCUCUUCGACCUGCUGCAAGCCGCGUUGCCUAAGCCCUUCCAGGAUGUCCGGCCAGGAGCAGCAACAGAAGAAGCACUCCCAUGUGCCCCCCGUGGUUGUGCACCACCCGCCACCCCAGCAGAAGCCCCCCAGUUGCGGCAAACCCAAGCCGGACGACCACCACCAGGAGGUGAAGCCCCCCGGUUGCGGCAAGCCCAAGCCGGACCACCACCACCACCAGGAGGAACAGAAGCCCAAACACAGCGGCUGCCACUAA